Molecule: messenger RNA, 6001 nt
Organism: Ceratina calcarata
Lineage: Eukaryota; Metazoa; Arthropoda; Insecta; Hymenoptera; Apidae
Gene: sim
Product: bHLH transcription factor single-minded
Exons: 11
Coding region: 972-4289 (1105 amino acids)
Biological process (GO): regulation of transcription by RNA polymerase II
Molecular function (GO): RNA polymerase II transcription regulatory region sequence-specific DNA binding; protein dimerization activity; DNA-binding transcription factor activity, RNA polymerase II-specific
Source: RefSeq, a predicted model, not a curated record
UCCAGUUGUAUACCUAAAUGCGUACGGUACUGUUUUAAUAGUACACACGCGUAGUCACGGCCCAAUGAAUUGAUCCCGUGCGGUGCAUCCCCCCGGAUAAAAAAGAUGUCGCGCCAUCUUUGAGGGCACUCCCGCUUCCAGAGGGAUAGCCCGCGCAUUUUCGAUCGCGGACCGUCAGCCAGCGCGCAUUGGUUUUUUCUCAAACAGACCGACACACUCCGGCGUGCUACUCGACGACAAAGUUCGAAGCUCGGACGUAAAUUAUUAUCGCAUACGUCGUUUUUCUAUAAAACCGUUUAAUGCUGCCGUUUAAAAAUUUCUAAACCGGAAAUGUUAUGGGAAAUAAAAAAUAUGGGCAUAAAAUUAUGACAUAAAUAUAAACCGAAAUGUAUAAUAUUUGGACUGGAACAGGAUUAUAAUUUGCAUUAUUUUAAUACGACGGUGUUCUACGUGUUAACUGUUGUCAGUUUCAUGAGAUUGUUCAGCGGUAUUCACCGCAGAAACGUCGUUCUGAUCGCUUGUCAAAUUGAAAGCGUUCACUUUAAUUCCGUCGGAUCGGCAAAGUGCGCGAGGGAUAGUGUCGAAAUGAAGACUUGUACUCGAAUAAACUUUUAGUGCACAAACAUUGUGAAAUAUCUAUUUUUGUCGUAGAGCGCUGUUGGGAUGCAUUUUUAAAGAUAUUUUAUAAAAAUCUCGGUUUAAAAUAUCAAUAAAACUCGUAACAUAAAAUGGUUAACAACAGUGUACACGACAAUUAAAAAGAACGAUGUAAAGACGUCGCAUCGUUUAACCAGAAUUAGUUGACAUAAAAAGAACGAACAAUAAUAUUUGAUAAAAUUCGGUGAAGAACUAGAGUGUGUCAAGUACCGUCGGCUUGAUCAAAAUGUACCCCCGUUAAGGGAUCUUCCUGCUGCCGAAAUCGCUUUGGCACCAAGGGUGACUAAAUAAUUGUUUCCCUUCCCACUGAGAUUAUGGGUUUAUUUCAAGACAACAACAGUUCUUCUUCAGAUACGUUAGACAUGAGCUCGCAUAAUCACUAUUCGUUGAACAGCAAUUCGAUCAGUAACACGUCUGUCCCGCAAGAAGGCGUGACGAAGGAAAAAAGCAAAAAAGCAGCGCGUAUCCGCCGCGACCGGGAGAAUCACGAGUUCGGGGAGCUCGCCAAAUUGUUGCCAGUGCCGUCCGCCCUUACUGCGCAAAUGGACAAGGCUAGCGUCAUCCGACUGACGUCGAGCUACUUAAAGAUGCGAGCAUUGUUCCCGCAUGGUCUUGGAGAAGAAUGGGGUGCCUCGCAGCCAGGCAACAUCUCCCUACAAAUCGCUCUCAAGGAGGUGACUAGUUAUAUUUUGCAAGCCUUGGACGGUUUUGUAUUCGUCCUGGCGCCCGAUGGAAAAAUUAUGUACAUAAGCGAAACUGCCAGUGUGCACUUAGGAAUGGCGCAGGUGGAACUAACAGGAAACAGCAUUUUCGAAUACAUCCUUGAUCAAGACCACUUAGAAAUGUCGUCGGUUCUGGAGUUACCACAGAGCCCUGCGGAUUUGCCGAUUCCGCCGGCGAACGCGAGAGGUGAAAUUGAACUGGAACGUAUCUUCAUCUUGAGGAUGAAAUGUAAUUUGGCGAAGAGAUGCGCCGGCCUAGUCUCUGAAGGAUAUAAGGUAAUACAUUGCUCCGGAUACUUAAGAUGCAUCGUCGAAGGACCAGUAGAGUACGACGACGGCGCCAGUGGACAUCGAAUUCGGAAAGUUGGACUCCUCGCAGUGGGGCAUUCUCUGCCGGGACGUUGUCUCACGGAAGUGAAGCUGUACCAGAACAUGUUCAUGUUUCGCGCGUCGGAGGAUUUGAAAUUGAUCUUCGUUGAUAUGAACGUGUCGCAAUUGACGGGAUAUAAUCCAUCGGAUUUGAUCGAGAGAACGCUGUAUCAUUACGUUCACGGAUGCGACAUAGAACAGUUGAGGCAAUCUCAUAUCAAAUUACUCUGCAAGGGACAAGUAAUAACACGAUACUACAGGUUCUUGAUGAAAUCGGGCGGAUGGGUAUGGAUGCAGUCUUACGUUACGGUCGUGCGCAAUUCUCGGAGCUCCAGACCAUUCUGCAUCGUAUCAGUCAAUUACGUGCUGUCGAAAGCGGAGCACACAGAUCUGCAGUUCAUCUGCGAGCCAAAAUCUUACUGCUCGAACUCGAGCAAUCCCCCCAGCACCGUUAGUGGCAGUAGCAACAAGCUGGACAGUCACAGCCCCAGUUCCCCGGCGUAUCGAAGCAGAUCGAAGGAACCACCUGAUAACGAUUACGCGAACGGUGCCAAUUACCCUAGACCGGAAUACGUUGACCUGACCAAUCAGAAUCAGUACCUGUCGCCAUCCUAUCAACCCCAGAAUGUAAACAGCUCGCAGGAAGACAGUCUGAAGUACAACUCCGAGUAUCCGUUUUACCAAUAUGGAGAGAUGCAUCAAGAUCCCCUCACCAUGGUGCCGCAACAGGAAGCACAGCACGCACAUCUUCUGCACCACGCCAAUUCCCCAUCGAACAUGCAACAACAAAGUCCUCAGAAUGCUCAACAGAAACACCAGCAUUCUCCUCACCUGCUGGAUCAUCCGACACCUCCAGCAAGUUUACCGCAACCACAGCCGCAGCAGCCGCCGCCCCAACAACAGCAACAGCACAGCCCUCAGAGUAGCCAACAAAACAGACCAUAUUCGACUUCGUCGAGUUCUUGUUCCAGCACGGACGCUAUGGACAACCACUUGCCGAGUCCUUUGAGCGUUUACUCUGUACCGCACGGUUAUCAGCCUUAUUAUCACCACUACAUGUCCGACUCGGCACCUUCUAAUUUAAACGAAGUCGGUGGUGUGAUCAUGUACCCUAAUUGUGGCCUCAACAACGAAAAUCACAACGUCCCCGCGAACGCCGGCACGUCCAGCAAUGUCCAGCAUUACGAAUCACCAUAUCCACCCCAUCUGAGUCAUUAUAACAGCAACAACAACCCUGCGAAGCAUUCUUAUCAGGAAUCAACGCCGGCCGGAUACACCAGCGUGAUCGUAGACUCCCAACAGUACAGUCCUAGCUCUGUUCAGGGUCUAAUCCACUAUCAGCAUCAUUACGAAGCGCAUCAACAGUUCGUUCUUUAUCUGUUCAUAGUACUCUGCAAGGGACAAGUAAUAACACGAUACUACAGGUUCUUGAUGAAAUCGGGCGGAUGGGUAUGGAUGCAGUCUUACGUUACGGUCGUGCGCAAUUCUCGGAGCUCCAGACCAUUCUGCAUCGUAUCAGUCAAUUACGUGCUGUCGAAAGCGGAGCACACAGAUCUGCAGUUCAUCUGCGAGCCAAAAUCUUACUGCUCGAACUCGAGCAAUCCCCCCAGCACCGUUAGUGGCAGUAGCAACAAGCUGGACAGUCACAGCCCCAGUUCCCCGGCGUAUCGAAGCAGAUCGAAGGAACCACCUGAUAACGAUUACGCGAACGGUGCCAAUUACCCUAGACCGGAAUACGUUGACCUGACCAAUCAGAAUCAGUACCUGUCGCCAUCCUAUCAACCCCAGAAUGUAAACAGCUCGCAGGAAGACAGUCUGAAGUACAACUCCGAGUAUCCGUUUUACCAAUAUGGAGAGAUGCAUCAAGAUCCCCUCACCAUGGUGCCGCAACAGGAAGCACAGCACGCACAUCUUCUGCACCACGCCAAUUCCCCAUCGAACAUGCAACAACAAAGUCCUCAGAAUGCUCAACAGAAACACCAGCAUUCUCCUCACCUGCUGGAUCAUCCGACACCUCCAGCAAGUUUACCGCAACCACAGCCGCAGCAGCCGCCGCCCCAACAACAGCAACAGCACAGCCCUCAGAGUAGCCAACAAAACAGACCAUAUUCGACUUCGUCGAGUUCUUGUUCCAGCACGGACGCUAUGGACAACCACUUGCCGAGUCCUUUGAGCGUUUACUCUGUACCGCACGGUUAUCAGCCUUAUUAUCACCACUACAUGUCCGACUCGGCACCUUCUAAUUUAAACGAAGUCGGUGGUGUGAUCAUGUACCCUAAUUGUGGCCUCAACAACGAAAAUCACAACGUCCCCGCGAACGCCGGCACGUCCAGCAAUGUCCAGCAUUACGAAUCACCAUAUCCACCCCAUCUGAGUCAUUAUAACAGCAACAACAACCCUGCGAAGCAUUCUUAUCAGGAAUCAACGCCGGCCGGAUACACCAGCGUGAUCGUAGACUCCCAACAGUACAGUCCUAGCUCUGUUCAGGGUCUAAUCCACUAUCAGCAUCAUUACGAAGCGCAUCAACAGUUCGUUCACUGACACCAGCUAGAUGUGCCUUGCGCAUAGCGCGUCGAAACUAGUUGCAACCACGACUCGUGCUAUUGUGAUACAUCCCUCGAGGCCGAUCGCGCUCGACCGAACGGUGAUUCCGAGCAAGGCCGGGCGAGUGCCGUUGUCGAUCGGCAAUGCGAGGAUGACUUCAAAGUUAGUCUGGAAGUUAAGAUAAUAGACGCGAACAAACUCCUCAAGUCCCUCCAUCAGUGCUAGUUGGACUUGGUACAUCCUCAGAGUUAUUGUAGAGUAUUCAAGAAGAACGGAUGACAAAAAGUAAACUCGUGAACCAGAGUGUCGUAUCGAGUGAAAUUCGAAACUAGUGAAAGUGAUGGAGAAUGUGGUCAAGUACUACUUAUAAUUCCGAAGGAUUUAUAUCGUAUUUAAGAGAGUGGCUGAUAUUGUUUGACUCUGUUCUGUCGUUAUUCGGUCUUGUGCGCGUACUUUAUUCACACAUAUCAAAGUACUUAGCUCUCUCGAGCAAAGAAGAUGAACUUCGUGAUGAUUGCGCUAAUUGUUUCAGAAUCAAUAUAAGUUAAGCUUCGAGUAUCUUUGCGAAUAAUUGCAAGAUGCAAUUUUCGUUUUUGGUGGGAACGCCAUUUAUAACAUAUCUUUGAUCGCUCGUUUAUAUUUAAAUCCGUUUGAUUGCUUGUUUGAUUGCUAAUGAUACUCGUUAGAUACGUCGUUGCCGAUAAUUAAUGUUAAUUGUGUGACAUAGAACAAUUAUUUCUCUCAAUUAUAUAUUUCACUAGGAUUUUUUGGUUAAUUUAAUUUAAUAGUUGCACGAUUUACACCAAUGGAGUAAUAAAAAGUUAAUUCGAAAUUCGAAUUGAAAGAAGAAAAGAAUUUUUGCAGAUUACACGCUGGACGUGAACGGCUGAAAUUCUUAACACGCAAAAAAAAUUGACGGCGUACGAUUUUAUACAAUUUAAUUAAACGAUAAACUUGCCAUCGAAACGUAACUUAAAAACAUGUCUUUUGUAUAUAAAAAAGAAAAACUAAAGGUGAAUCAGACUAUUUUGAGAAAACCUGAAUGGAUAACGUGAGAUACUUAAACUGUAGUCUAAAUUAGUCACAUAGUCGUUCGUAGUCGUUAAGACUUAUACAUAUAAAUAAAUACACUGGAUAUUUCUUAGGUAGACCCGAAGACUGACCGGUGCUUGUACCAACCGACCAAAGAAACAUACACCCUUCUUCAAGAAGAAGGAAACAAAGAAAACAAACGGAACAAAUAUUAUCAAGUUGUUGUAAUCUUAAUUCCCGAAAUCCAGUACUUAACGAGUAGUAUUCCCAAAAUCCAGUAAUUAACGACUAUAGAGUAUUCUGGCGAUCCCAGUUACGCUUUAUCUAUUAAAGUAUUUUAUUAUUGGACUUCUAUAUAAAUAGUAACAUUAUAACGAAUAUAGUCCUUCGAGGGUGUUACAUUAACGCCGCGAGGCUAAUCGCAUGUAUAAUAACAAAAAAACACGUGUACACAUUGCCAGUUGCAGGACACGUUAUUAUUUAUAAUAAUCGAUGUAAAUUAAACGAAGUUAUAUAUAUAUAUAUAAUAUAAUUGGUAGCUGGUCGACGAUAACGGACGUAUUGUAAGAUACGAAGUUAUACAUAUACAUAUUAUAAGCGUUGUAAAUAUUGUGAAAUUGAGAGCGCGCGCGCUGCCUACCUAUUGCGAGAAAAAUAUAAUCGAUAUUUUCCUCUCA